Molecule: messenger RNA, 610 nt
Organism: Salvelinus namaycush (lake trout)
Lineage: Eukaryota; Metazoa; Chordata; Actinopteri; Salmoniformes; Salmonidae
Product: janus kinase and microtubule-interacting protein 2-like
Exons: 4
Coding region: 51-356 (101 amino acids)
Molecular function (GO): GABA receptor binding; kinase binding; microtubule binding
Source: RefSeq, a predicted model, not a curated record
UGUAAACUGGAUGUGUAAUCCCUCUUUAGGACGUGGUUAUUCCAGAUCUGAUGAAGAAACUGGAUAUCCUGGGAGAUAAUGGGAACUUGCGUAACGAGGAGCAGAUUGUUGUCAUCCAGGCGGGGACGGUUCUGUCAAUGUGUGAGAAGUGGUUAAAACAGAUAAACAGCACAGAGGCAGCCUUGACCCAGAAGAUGAUUGACCUGGAGAAUGAGACGGACCAGUUCAGUAAGCAGAAGGGUUUCAUGGAGGAGGAGCUGGACUACAGGAAGCAGGCCCUGGAUCAGGCCUACAUGGUACGACACAGCAACAUGAUGGGAGAGGAGGGUUACUCUACAGCUGUCUCCUGCUUGUAGGAACAUGGGUGGUGGUCCUCAGUUGGUAGAGCAUGGAACUUGAAGUUGCAAUGCCAGGAUAGUGGGUUAGAUUCCCAGGAAACACCUGUUCGUAAAAUGUAUGCACGCAUCACUGUAAGUCGCUUUGGUUAGAAUCGUCUGCUAAAUGGCAUAUAUUGUAUUAUAAUUAUAUAUUACAAUAGUCCUUAUAUUAUCAAGAUGACAUGCAAUAGUUUCAUAAAGUAUAUGUUUUAGACCUAGAUGUAGACCCACUG